Molecule: messenger RNA, 1039 nt
Organism: Polistes dominula (European paper wasp)
Lineage: Eukaryota; Metazoa; Arthropoda; Insecta; Hymenoptera; Vespidae
Source: RefSeq, a predicted model, not a curated record
GAAACUUGUAAUGCAGUUCUCGACUUCGUUUGAAACAGACGUUAUAGAGAUUCUUGUUUUUUUUUAGAGUAUUGUGCUAAAGUUUGAACGUUUGAGGAACGAUGAUUCAACAUCUUGUAAUCUUUUGUGGAGUGGUAAGCGUGGCCCUUAGUGCUCCGCAAUGGUAUGGACCACAUGCCGGUUAUGGUGGGCAUGCUGCACCAGCACCACUUGGUCCUGAUGGUCGUGUGGUAGAUACUCCUGAAGUAGCCCAAUUAAAGGCUGCUCAUUUGUCAGCUUUAGCCGAAGCCAAUGCACGUGCACCGAAAGGACCUGGUGGACCCGUACCUGGACCAUACGCACCUGGAGCACCUGCUGGUUAUGCACCUCAUUACAGUGGUCCACCAGCACCAUUGGGACCUGAUGGUCGCGUAGUAGACACACCCGAGGUUCAACAAGCCAAGUCAGUUCAUUUCUCUCUGUACAAUGCUGAAGCUCAACGUGUACCAGCUGGGCCAGCUGAUCCAGUUGCUUCUGGUGCUUACGAUCCAUCAUGGAAUAACAAUGGCGCUUGGAACCAAGGAUCCUGGAAUCCUGGACACAAUUAUUACUAAAAGGAUUUAUUUCUUUUUUUUUUCCUUUUUUUGGAUUACGUUCGUUCGACUCGAAUCAAUUUAAGAGAUGCACACCUACUGGUAUCUUUUAAAAUCUACCUCGAUAAUAUUCAAUUUUUGUAUCUACCUCGUUCAAGACUAAUCAUAAGAAGAAGAAGAAGAAGAAGAAGAUGCAGAUGAUGAAGAAAUGAUAUGUGCUCUUCGUUCCGACUGAUUUCAACGAUUUUCAACUACCUCUUAUCAUUUAUCCGGACGAACGAGAAUAAUUCCUUCGAUUCAUAGAUCUCUGGUUUAUUUUUACUGUCUGUCUGUCGCUCUCUAUGCCUUAUUUCUUACUUUUUUAUUGUAUAUCAUUAAUGUUAUAUUAUCAUAUUAGAUUUCGAGCGAUCAAUUGUCAAUUUCUUAUGUGUAUGGUGCUAUUAAAUGUAUUCUAUUAUAUUCAUAUA